This is a messenger RNA of Alosa alosa (allis shad), 1837 nucleotides long. It is a transcript of the gene cckar, whose product is annotated as cholecystokinin A receptor. The record is from RefSeq and is a predicted model, not a curated record. Gene Ontology annotation, molecular function: cholecystokinin receptor activity; gastrin receptor activity. Gene Ontology annotation, biological process: phospholipase C-activating G protein-coupled receptor signaling pathway. NCBI's taxonomy places the organism in Eukaryota, Metazoa, Chordata, Actinopteri, Clupeiformes, Clupeidae. Gene Ontology annotation, cellular component: plasma membrane.
UAGCCCUUCAGCCGUAAACAGCGCGCGCAGUUCAUCAACCGAGACCACAGGCAUGAAGUCGUAAUGGACGGUGUAUUUCAUACGCUUCGGACAUCAGCUUUAUUCUUUCAAUGAACUGUGGUGGACUUGGUUAUGGACACGCAUGCCGCUAAUUGGUUGCAAACUGCUUUUGAAUUCGUCGUUCGUUCUUUUAAUUUUUCUGAAGAUUUGAUUUAGGUGCAACAAAAGUAGUGUUUACUACGGGAGGCAUAAUGCAGCAAGAAUCAAUUAACAUACUAUCUACACUUGAAAUGAAAAUGCGCCUUAACAUAUUUGCGUAAUACGUGGAGAAAAUAAAGCAAGACAAUGGAGACGUUUACCACCCAUGAUAUGCUCAUAAAUACCACCGAUAUUUAUAAAAUAUUAUGUGGACUUGGAAUUGGGAACGUCUCAGAAUGUGAACCUGACGCCCCUCCGGAACCAAAAGACAUGAACCAGGCCGUGCGGAUUGCUCUGUACAGCAUCAUCUUCCUCCUGAGCAUCUUUGGCAACAGCCUCAUCAUCGCCGUGCUGGUGAGGAACCGGCGGAUGCGCACCGUCACCAACCUCUUCCUCCUGUCGCUGGCCGCCAGUGACCUGAUGCUCUGCCUCUUCUGCAUGCCCUUCACCCUCAUCCCCAACCUCAUGAAGGACUUCGUCUUUGGCAGCGCCAUCUGCAAAGGGGCCAUGUACUUUAUGGGGAUCUCGGUGAGUGUGUCGACCUUUAACCUGGUAGCCAUCUCGCUGGAGCGCUACAGCGCCAUCUGCAACCCACUCACCUCGCGCGCCUGGCAGACCAAGUCGCAUGCCGCCAAGGUGAUCAGCGCCACCUGGGUGCUGUCCCUCCUGCUCAUGCUGCCCUACCCCAUCUCCAGCACGCUGGUGCCCUUCACCCGCGUCAACAACAGCACUGGCAACAUGUGUCGCCUCAUGUGGCAUAGCGAUGCCAUCCAGCAGUCCUGGUAUGUGUUUCUGCUGCUGAUUCUCUUCCUGCUCCCGGGGAUAGUGAUGACAUUGGCCUACGGCCUGAUUUCUCUGGAGCUGUACAGAGGAAUCAAGUUUGAGAUGGACAACAGGAAGGCAAACAGGGAAAGGGAGAGCAGCACGGGGAGCCUGAAGCCUGCCGAUUUUGAUGGCUGCUACUUCCAGCCCUCCAAGAAGCGUCGCUCCGACCAGCAGUAGCAGCGCUGCUGCGGGCGGUGGGGUGGGGGUGGUGGUGGCAGCGGCGGCGGGGGCAAGGCCAAGGUGAGCCGCGUGUGCAGCAGCAACCCCACGGCCAACCUGCUGGCCAAGAAGCGCGUCAUUCGCAUGCUCCUGGUCAUCGUGGUGCUCUUCUUCCUCUGUUGGAUGCCCGUGUUCACGGUCAACGCGUGGCGCGCCUUCGACCGCCGCUCGGCCGACCGCCUGCUCUCGGGGCCAAUCUCGUUCAUCCACCUGCUGUCGUACACGUCUGCCUGCGUCAACCCCAUCAUCUACUGCUUCAUGAACAAACGCUUCCGCCAGGGAUUCCUCACUACCUUCAGUUGCGGCACGGGCCGAGGAGGAAGAGCAGGAGGAGGAGCGGCGAGCGAGCGCACCGGUAGCCGGCGUAGUGUCCUGACCAUGACGGGUGGUGUCGGAGGACGAGGAGGCGGAGGUGGAGGAGGGACGGACGAUAACGGCCACGCACAGUCAAGUGGCAGGGGCUCGCUGACGCGCUUCAGCUACACCAGCAUCCGAGGCUCUGCCCAGGCCUGAGCCUGUCCAACUGCAGUCCACCUUUACAAACACCAGACCACCCCACCAGAACCCCAUCCAACACCCCCCCCCCCCCACACAC